Molecule: messenger RNA, 965 nt
Organism: Ceratosolen solmsi marchali
Lineage: Eukaryota; Metazoa; Arthropoda; Insecta; Hymenoptera; Agaonidae
Exons: 4
Coding region: 9-899 (296 amino acids)
Biological process (GO): phospholipid metabolic process; signal transduction; phospholipid dephosphorylation
Cellular component (GO): plasma membrane
Molecular function (GO): phosphatidate phosphatase activity
Source: RefSeq, a predicted model, not a curated record
CGACAAUAAUGAUUCUCGGGGAGCUUGGGUUCAUUCCCAGUCAAAAAAUUGGCUUCUACUGCAACGAUCCAAAAAUUUCCUACAAAUUUACAGGAGACACGGUGUCGUCGGUUAUGCUAAUAGUCAUUACCGUAACUCUGCCCGCACUGGUGGUAACUUUACAGAUGUGGGUUACGGAAUUGGCUUACUACAACUCGGACAGUUACAAGAAUUUAGAGUGCAAAUCAAGCUCGAGGAACCGACAAUUUUGGCAAUGGUAUGGCUACUAUACACUUGGAUGGUGGUAUCUUCUCUUUAUCGUCGAGAUCCUGAAAGUUGUCGUCGGGGAACCGAGGCCCCACUUUAUUGACUCAUGCAGGCCCAGAGAAAUCACCAACUGCACCAACGAAUAUAGAAGGUUAUACACAUGCACCAAUACGGAAUUAUCCUGGUUUUAUGUCAAUGACUCCGACAAGUCCUUUCCUUCUGGACACGCUGCAACUUCUAUAUUCACCGCAACGUUUUUGGUUUGGUACAUGCAGAAGCGCAUCCCGGAUCAGCUCGUAAUGAUACUGAUAAAGCCGUGGCUGCAAUGCCUGGCGAUCCUGUGGGGCAUUUCCUGCUCCAUGUCGCGGAUAACCGACAACCGACAUCACUGGUGGGACGUUGCGUGCGGCCUCAUCCUAGGUGUCGGCUUCGGCGUAUUCGUCGUGUGCGUUCUCUGCAAGCAGUUCAGCCCGAUGACGAGCGACGCGGAAGUCGGGCCCACUGCCAAGGGCGCCGUCAAUCCCAUGAGCUACGCAAACGCCAAAAAGCGUCACCAGAGCGUGAAGAAACUGCUGAAUGACGGGAACGGCCUUAACGGUGAAACACCCGAGGGUAGGGAACUCGGGGACGUGCACGGGACCUGGACAGCUUAAUUUGGAUAUUGGAGCCCCGGACGACGCUGUUGUUACUUAAUAUGGAGAAAAAGGAGCCCGUGAAAG